CUUUGUCCCAGUGCCAAGCCGGCGAGCUGAUCAGUCUCAUUUUUAUUCUUUUUGAGGUUGAACACGUACACAAAUUUAGCUAGUCUUGGCGGAAAAAAUUUUAAGGAAUAUAUUUUAAAGGCGGCACAGCAAAUCGAACUGCAAGUUUUACAAUAUUGGUAGUAUUUUUGUAUCCGAAUUGUCAAAGUUUAAGUUCAACUUCAAUCUGAAAAAAUGUACCGGUUCUCCCGCAACGCUUUCGCACGUGCGUGUGCCUUCGGUGUCGGUCGUCCCCGAGCGUUGGUCGUGCAGCGGCAGUGCCGCUAUGCCUCGCAAGCCAUCAACCAGAUGCUGCAGCUCCAGCAGAUGGAGAUCUGUGCGGACCCACCGUCGCGCGGCCUGGUCGUAGGUGUGUAUGCCGAUGAGGAGGACAAGAACGACGCUGGCAUCCUCACACCGACCGGAUGGCGGUACAACGUACAGAAGACCCACGGGCGCUUGCUGGAGGUGCUGCGGAUGUCGGGACCCAUGCCCAAGCGCGGCGAGACCCGCCUGAUCUUUGCCGUGGAACCAGAGCGGGUACCCUAUUACUCGGCUGUGGCGGUCAUCGGGCUGGGCAAGGAGUGCCUGGGCUACAAUCCCUACGAGGUCCUCGACGAGCAGAAGGAGGCUAUCCGGCGAUCGGUGGCGGAUGCCUGCCGUAUUCUCGCCGAAAUCGAUACAGACCGUAUCGAGGUGGAGAACUGCGGGCAUGCCGAGUCGGCCGCCGAGGGGGCCGCUCUGGGAAUCUGGAUCUACCAAGAGCUGAGGGAUCCCAAGCGCCGGAUAUCAGUCCCGUCCAUUGAUUUGUUUGCCACCAAGGACGAGAUUUGUGAUAUCGAGGGAUGGCGCAUAGGACUCCAGAAGGCAGCCGCCCAGAAUCUUACACGCCAGCUCCAGGAGAUGCCCUCUAACCUUCUAACACCCACUGCAUUUGCUCAGAAUGUGGUGGAGGUACUUUGUAAAUCUGGUGUCAACGUGGAGGUCAAGGUUGAGGGCUGGGCAGAGAGUCAGUCCAUGCACGCCUUCUUGGCGGUGGGCAAGGCCUCCUGUGAGCCACCUAUCUUCCUGGAGUUGAGCUACUACGGAACCUGCGCUGAAGAGCGCCCAAUUGUUCUUGUGGGUCAGGGCGUGACCUAUGAUGCUGGUGGCCUGUGCCUUAAGGAGAAGGAGGAGCUGUUCCACAUGCGAGGUGACAUGACUGGAGCCGCUGUAGUGGUGGCCACUUGCCGAGCUGUGGCUGGACUGAGAUUGCCGGUUAACAUUCGCGGCCUUAUUCCACUGUGCGAAAACGUAAUUGGUUGCAAUUCGUUCCGUCCCGGAGAUAUGGUCAAGUCUAUGAACGGCAAGACCAUCGAAGUCCAGUGCACCGACCACGAGGAUGUCCUGGUGCUAGCCGAUGCAUUGCUUUAUGGACAGAACUUCUGUCCAAAGUGCAUUAUCGAUAUCGGCACUUGCUCCGGGUACAUGCGUCAAGCUUUGGACGAGGCGGCCUGCGGCGUGUUUACCAAUUCUGAGAUUUUGUGGCAGCAGAUCAAGCAUGCCAGCAUGCACACGGGCGAUCGCGUGUGGCGUCUUCCUCUGUGGAACUACUAUAGCAAGGCCGUGCGUGCCGGAGGCCGCAGUGAUGUCCAGAACUACGGCAUUGGCCGUGGCGGACGUCCCUGCAAAGCCGCCGCUUUUCUGCGCGAAUUUGUGCCUUGUGGACAAUGGAUGCAUAUCGAUGCUACCAACGUAAUGAUAACUCGCGGCGAUGAAUUUGAAUAUCUGCGACAGGGAAUGGCUGGCCGCCCCACGCGAACCCUCAUCGAGUUUAUUGCGCAGACCAUUUGCAAGGAUACGGCACCCAAGCUUAACAAGUGAUGAAUAUCCUUGAAAAUGGUGUUUUACGUUAUAUUGAGACGAUGCCACUUGUACAUCAGUGUUAUUUUAUCCUACUGACCGAACCUACGUAGCUUCUUCGAUGAGUUGAUGUUGGGGCCACGAAAUGUUAAAAUUGAUUCGUUUAUUAAUGAAGUAUAAAAAUUAUAGGUUAU
Molecule: messenger RNA, 2054 nt
Organism: Drosophila bipectinata
Lineage: Eukaryota; Metazoa; Arthropoda; Insecta; Diptera; Drosophilidae
Product: cytosol aminopeptidase-like
Biological process (GO): proteolysis
Cellular component (GO): cytoplasm
Molecular function (GO): metalloaminopeptidase activity; manganese ion binding
Source: RefSeq, a predicted model, not a curated record